Aegilops tauschii subsp. strangulata is the source of this 1777-nucleotide messenger RNA. RefSeq names its product beta-glucosidase 16. Gene Ontology annotation, biological process: carbohydrate metabolic process. NCBI's taxonomy places the organism in Eukaryota, Viridiplantae, Streptophyta, Magnoliopsida, Poales, Poaceae. The record is from RefSeq and is a predicted model, not a curated record. Gene Ontology annotation, molecular function: beta-glucosidase activity.
UUCCCGCCGGGGUUCCUCUUCGGCGUCGCGACGUCUGCUUACCAGAUCGAGGGCGCGUACCUGGAGGACGGCAAGGGCCUCAGCAACUGGGAUGUCUUUACCCACACACAGCCUAGAAGAAUCAAGGAUGGACGGAACGGGGACAUAGCGGAUGAUCACUACCAUCGUUACAUGGAGGACGUGGAGAUAAUACAUAGUUUGGGGGUCAACUCCUACAGGUUCUCAAUCUCAUGGGCGAGAAUCCUACCAAGAGGUCAGCUUGGAGGCGUUAAUUCAGCUGGAAUAGCCUUCUACGACCGCCUGAUCACUGCACUCCUUCAGAAAGGGAUAGAGCCGUUCGUGACACUGCAUCACUUUGACAUGCCGCAAGAACUGGAGACCCGGUACGGCAGUUGGCUGGGCGCUGGAAUCAGGGAGGAGUUCGGCUACUACGCAGACGUGUGCUUCAAGGCGUUCGGCGACCGGGUCAGGUUCUGGACCACCUUCAACGAGCCCAACAUGUUCGCCAAGUUCGCCUACAUGCUGGGCAACUACCCUCCCGCCCGCUGCUCACCGCCGUUUGGAACCUGCAACAGUGGGAACUCUCGCCGGGAGCCCUACGUCGCGGCUCAUAACAUGCUGCUGUCGCAUGCUGCCGCCGUCGAGAACUACAAGAAGAAUUACCAGGCAACGCAAGGCGGAUCGAUCGGGAUUGUGAUCGCGAUGAAAUGGUAUGAGCUGCUAACCAACUGCACCGAGGAUAUCUUGGCAGUAAGACGGGCGUUGUCCUUCGAGGUGAACUGGUUUUUGGAUCCGAUAUUCUUUGGUGACUAUCCCAGAGAAAUGUGCGAGAUGUUAUCAUCAAACUUACCAAAGUUUACCUCAGAAGAGAAGAGGCUACUACGGAAGAACAACGCAGAUUUUAUCGGGCUAAAUCAUUACACAUCGAUUUACGCCAAGGAUUGCAUCUCUUCUCCAUGCGACCUUGAGACUUAUGAGGGAAAUGCGCUAGUGCAAGCUGUAGGUGAAAGAGACGGCGUGACAAUUGGAAAACCAACUGCAAUUCAUGGUUACUAUGAUGUUCCGGAAGGUAUGGAGCUAAUCGUCAAGUAUGUCAAUCAGAGAUACAAGAACACACCUGUCUAUGUUACCGAAAAUGGCUACUCGCAGUUUAGUGACAAUAGUAUGGAGGACUUGAUCAAUGACGUUGGAAGAGUAAACUACCUUCAGGGCUAUCUCACAAGCAUCUCUUCAGCAAUCAGGAGAGGGGCAAAUGUGAGUGGCUACUUCGUGUGGAGUCUUAUGGACAACUUCGAGUGGCGUUUUGGUUUCACCGUGAGGUUUGGGUUGUAUCAUGUGGAUUUUGAAACGCGGGAGAGGACUCCAAAGAUGUCAGGGAAGUGGUACCGUGACUUCCUCACGGGGUCUAGGCCGGUCGACCAAGCCCACACCCUGAGAGAAGAUUCAUGAUACUUGCAAUCAUUAUUGUCACAUCUAGUUACCCGUAAAAAGAAACUAUCGGAUCCAAGGAUAAUCGGCUACAUAUUGUUCCAACACUUCUCUAUAGCGUCUUAUCCUGGAAAUGUGUAUUUAGGGUGAUUUUUUUUUUCUUUCGAAAAGGGUAUGGCCCCAGCCUUUGCAUAAUAACAAUGCACACGGCCAGUAAAUUUAGGGUGAUGUAAAGGUAUUAUCGUUGGACAAAUGGCUCGUACAUGUGGCGUACCGGCUUUGUGGGUUCACAUAGCAUGCAUGAUCUUUCUUCAAUACUUUUGAAUCAUGUACCGAUGAUCUCAUGAUA